GUCCUCUGAUAGCCUGCAUUUAUCAGUCAUCUAGCGACAUCUCAGUUCAUCUAGGAGGUCGUUUGGAGGCUUCCGGAGCUUCCAGCCUCGACGCACGUGCCAAGGUCGAUAUCGUCUGAUAUUUAGCCAUUUUGUCGCGUGAUUCGGAAUAGAGGACUCGAGACUGCGAAAAGCCUACGCUUGUAGUGCUACCACUCCGUGCUUACUUCCAGGAAAGCGCGAUAGAGUACUCUUACCGUGCACCUUAGUGGUGCUGUGACCUCGCUCGCCUUGAGUCAGACGUUUUCUUGCGAUGCCGCGUCGAUUUUCAAACACUCCUCCCGUCAACGACCCCUCCAAUCCCUCGUCUUCGCCCUCAACCCCUGGAAAGAGCGGCAUUGCAGUCAAGGCACCUUCCAAGACCAACCGCUUGACCCAGUUCUUCUCGACCUCGCCUAGAGCCAAGGCCGAGUCUCAAACUGCGCGAGUUGCUCUCCAGAACGCCAGCGGUGCCAAUCCGCCGAUCAGCUCCGCCUCACUGUCCUUACCGACUAUCUCGCUUUCGACUGCGACGGCGGACAACCAGAAUAUGAAUGAACCGCCAACCACGCUCUUUCAACCACCGUCACCGGAAGAGGCUCGUCGUCUGGCUAAGCAACAUGCCCAGUUCGGUCCGAUCGGUCAUCCGAGCCACCGGUACUCCAGCCGGCAUCCCGGUGGCCCCUUUCCGGAGCCUGUAAUGGAUGAGCCUCCUUAUUACUAUCUCAUUACCACUUAUAUCAGUUAUCUGAUUCUAAUUGCUUUCGGUCAUGUUCGUGAUUUCUUUGGUAAACGUUUUCGCGAGGAGAAUUAUCGUCACCUGAAGCCCCGGAAUGGCUAUGCGGCUCUUAACAGUGACUUUGACAACUUUUACGUUCGCCGCCUGAAGCUACGUAUCAAUGACUGUUUCGAACGGCCCGUUACUGGUGUUCCCGGAAGAUACAUCACCUUGAUUGACCGAGCGACGGAUGACCACAACAAAAACUUCUACCUUACCGGAACUACGACCGACACGCUGAAUUUGAGCUCGUACAACUAUCUUGGUUUUGCCCAGUCAGAAGGCCCUUGUGCCGAUAUCACCGAGGAAACGAUUCGCAAGUACGGCAUUACCCCUGUGAGUACUCGCGCAGAAGUCGGUACACAGGACCUGCAUGUCGAGCUCGAGGAGUUGGUCGCCAGCUUUGUUGGCAAAGAAGCGUCUAUGGUCUUCUCGAUGGGCUUCGGUACCAAUGCAAACAUCUUCCCUGCGUUGGUUGGCAAGGGUGAUUUAAUCAUUUCUGACGAACUCAACCAUGCCUCCAUCCGGUUCGGUGCGCGUCUUUCUGGAGCAUCUAUCGCCAUGUUCAAGCACAACGAUAUGCAUGACUUGGAAGCUAAACUACGAGAGGCUAUCAGCCAAGGUCAACCACGUACUCACCGACCAUGGAAGAAAAUUCUUGUUGUUGUUGAGGGUCUUUACUCCAUGGAGGGCUCGAUGUGUAACCUUCCCGGUCUUAUUGCCCUGAAGAAGCGCUACAAGUUCUAUCUCUUCGUUGAUGAAGCACACUCAGUUGGAGCCAUCGGUCCUCGUGGUCGGGGUGUCUGUGAUUAUUUCGGCAUUGAUACCAAGGAAGUGGAUAUUCUCAUGGGUACUUUGACCAAAUCGUUUGGUGCCAACGGAGGGUACAUUGCCGCCGACAAGGUGAUGAUUGACAAGCUUCGGGCAACCAACUCCGGCAUGUUCUACGGAGAGUCAACUUCUCCGGCAGUUAUCGCGCAGAUUAUCUCAGCACUACGACUUAUCAAGGGUGAACUUAUUCCUGGCCAGGGCGAGGAGCGACUACAGCGUUUGGCCUUCAAUUCCCGAUAUCUUCGUCUGGGCUUGAAGCGUCUUGGCUUUAUAGUGUACGGUCACGACGAUUCGCCGAUUAUACCUGUUCUCCUCUUCAACCCUGCCAAAAUGCCGGCUUUUUCCCAUGAGAUGCUGAAGCGCAAGAUUUCCGUGGUUAUUGUCGGUUAUCCGGCAACGCCUUUGGUUUCCUCGCGUGCUCGAUUUUGCGUUUCGGCGGCGCAUACAAAAGAAGACCUUGACCGAAUCCUGACGGCUUGCGACGAGAUUGGCAACAUCCUGCAGCUUAAAUUCUCGACCGGUGUCGCAGGCGGUGCACUCCCCAUGAAUGACGACAUGGCGCCGCCCCCAGAGAAGGAAGUCCAGUGGCAGCAGAAGCGAAACCCGCGAAUUGUCCCUCCGCGGUGGCGCAUAGAGGACGUCAUUAGGCGUGGUGUCCAAGAUGUUAAGUCACCACUAUAUUAG
Molecule: messenger RNA, 2311 nt
Organism: Aspergillus nidulans FGSC A4
Lineage: Eukaryota; Fungi; Ascomycota; Eurotiomycetes; Eurotiales; Aspergillaceae
Gene: lcb2
Product: serine C-palmitoyltransferase subunit lcbB
Exons: 2
Coding region: 293-2311 (672 amino acids)
Cellular component (GO): endoplasmic reticulum membrane
Molecular function (GO): pyridoxal phosphate binding; serine C-palmitoyltransferase activity
Source: RefSeq, a predicted model, not a curated record